AUGUAAGCAAUGCAAAAAGCUAACAAAAUCGAAUACGAAGAUGAUUAAACAAUAGAUCCUAAAAUAAUGGAACCUUUUGAUCCAAUACCAGGAAGAGUUCCUAGAAAAGUAGCAAUAGAUAGAUAGAAAAAAUAAUAUCAUUCAUUUAAUAUAGAAUAACUUUUAUAGAUGGAAGGAAUCGACUUCAAUAGAAAAGAUGAGGGUAAUAGUUCCUAUUGGCUUCCUUUAGAAAUUUUUGAUGAUAAUACAUUUGAUGAUUAUUAGGAUGGAGAAUGGAUAGAUAGAUUAACUGAUGAUGAUGGAAAUUAAAGAAUCAUGACUGCUAAAGGACUUUAUUUUGAAUAUGAUAUAUAAAAUUAUUCUUGGAAGCCACUUAUACUUUAGGCUUGGGAUGAGAAAAAAUAGAGGUUCAUUGGAAAAUGGAGAGAUAAUGAUGAAUAAGUUGAAUUGAAUAGAAUUUAAUUCUGUUUAGAUGCAGAAGAUCCUCGAAAAUUUGCAAAAAGAAUUGUUCAUGCGUUUAAAUAAAGAAUGUAUGCAGAUUCUAUUAUUAGAUAUAAUCAUAUUAUUGAUUUAAUGCCUUUAUAAGAUUUAAGCGAAUUAGAUAGCGAAUAAAAAAAAAGAUUAGAAUCUCUUUCGAAAACAAAACAAUUUGAAAAUUAAGAAACAAAAAAUUUAAUUAUUGAAGUUAAUAAUGAUUAUUAAAGAACAAUGAAUAAAAUUAUUUUUGACAGAUUUUUAUAAGAAAGAAAUGAUAAAUAAUAUGAAAGCAUUCCUAUGGAAAUCCUUAAUAUUAACCUUCAGUUACCUCCUCCAUAACCACUUAAGGAAGUACCUUAUUAUGGCAUGAUGCCUUUACAAAGGCAUUCAGGUUCCAAAACAAUGUAUAUUAAUAAUAAUUAAGAAAUUAGUCUAGAAGAACCUAAAGAUUUCACUGAAACUUUCAAAGAUUUUUGUUUUUCGUCAUUAUUUAUUAAAGAAGAAGUAAUAACAGCCUUAUCAGAAAUCCGUGUUGAAUGCAAUAAAAUUUUAGACAUGGAGAUUUUUAAUAAAGACUUGCAUUCGUGUAUGGUAUUAGAAGAAUUCAAGCAUAUCUAAGAGUCAAGUAAAAAUUAGAUUCUUUACAUUUUAAGAGGAUCGUGGAUAUUAGAAUUAACAAAAAUAAUAAAAAAUAAUUUUCAAAAUGUAGGAAAAGGUUGGUUUAACAUGAAAGAAACUAACAAAAUAACAUAUGAUUUCGGAAAGUUGAAACGUUUUUUGACUUUGGUAAGAUUAAUAAUGCAGGAUACUGUAUAUUCUUUAGUAAAGAAAUGUUAUAUAGAUAUGUAAGAUUAUAUUUUGAGUUUCGUACCAAAAAAUGUAAUAAUUAGAUCCCCAAAUGACGUCGAAAAUAUUUUUAGAGAGGGUAAAAAGAAUUAGAAGGAUAUUAUUCCUUUAUUCUUGAUCGAUUUAGUGAAGACUUAAAAUGAUUAAAAUUUUUUAUAUUCAACCAACCCAAUUAAUUUUAUAAACAUGAUUAUUUAAUGCUUUGAAAAAACACUUGAUGAAAUUUCUAAAAUUCCUGACUUGGAACCUAAAAUUGUAUAAGAACUACAUAAAUCAGCUAAGCCUGAUACUUAUAUUAGAACACCUAUAAAACCUACGGAAAGGCCAAUAACUCCAGACCCUAAUUAAUUGCCAAGAAAGUACCCAGAUGAGAAUAAAUGGAUAUGGGAUAUGCUGGAAAAUUUAAAAGAAUAAUUAAUGGAAGGCAUAAAACCUCUUAAUGAAUAUUUAAAUUCUUUCGAUGAGUUCAAAGAUGUUCUUAAAAUGGAUCCUGAUGAGGUAGUUAGAUAAAUUGAAAUGGAUGAAAAUCAAUGGGAAGUGGAAAAAAUAUAAGAAGAAAUAGCAAAUAUAAAUAAAAAGGAAGCUGAACUCAGAAUGAAAAUACCUACAAAUAUUCAUUUAUCAUUUUUCUAAGUCCAAACAAAUGAAAUAUUAUGCUAUUUAUGUGAGAAAUAUUAUUAAUUAUCAAAAAAUUUAAUUGAGAUGAUUGCUAGAAAAGCAAAACAGCAAACAUAAUAAAUAUUUAAUUAAUUUUUAAUGAUAUAAAAAAAGCUUAAUGAGGUUCCCUAAAAUGUAGAAUAAUUAACCGAACUGAAAGAAUAUAUGGAAUAAAUACCAUAAGAUCUAGAAAAGAUUAAAUUAGAAAUGCAAAAAUGCUUUGAAAUUUAUGCAAUUUUAGAUGGAUUUAAUUAUAGAUUUUCGAAGCAUGAUUUAGAUUAAAAGUGGACUAUUUUUGGUUCAACUAAGGAUACUUUGUAAAUUAUUGAUAAGAAAAAAAAAGAAAUGGAAAAAGAUAAAGUCAAAUUUUAAGAUGAAAUGAAAAUUAUGUAAGAUGAUUUUAAAGAUUAAGUUGAUAACUUAGAAAGAACCAUUUAAGGAUUUAAUUAAUAUGCAGAUUUAAAUAACCAUUAAGAAACUGCUUAAACUGCAAUUGAUAUUAUGAAAUAAAUCAAAUAAUUUUUUGAAGAAGCCAGGAAAUAUAAUAAUAGGGAAGCUCUCUUUGAGAUGGAUUAAACUAAUUAUGACUCUAUUCCUAAUAUGGAAAAAGAAUUUAUGCCCUAUGCUAAUUUAUGGACCACAGCAGAUUAAUGGUUUAAGAAUAUUGAAUAAUGGAGAAAUGGAGAAUGGUAAACAUUAGAUGCGGUUGCAGCUGAGAAAUUCGUAGAAGAAAGUAUAUAAUUAUUAAAUAAGGCAAUAAGAAGUUUUAAAGACAGAAACAUAAGCACUAUAUUGUCCAUAGCAUAAAAAGUAAAAGCAGAAAUAGAAGAAUUCAAGCCUAAAGUACCUUUAAUGGUAGCCUUAAGAUAACCAGGGAUGCAAUAAAGACAUUGGAAAGAAAUAUCAGAUAAAAUGGGAAUAGAAGUAAAACCAAAUCCUGAAUUUACAUUUAAUAAGGCAUUAGAAUUAGGCUUAAUGAAAUAAGUAGAAUUCUGUUGUGAAGUAGGAGAAAAAGCUUCAAAAGAAUUUUAAAUAGAAAAUAUGCUAAAGGAAAUGAAAGGAAUUUGGGCUUAAGUUAAUUUCUAAUUUAAAGAAUACAAAACAAGUUUUAUUGUAAGAGGUUAUGAUGAAAUUUAAAUUAUUUUAGAUGAUCAUAUUGUAAAUUCAUAGAACUUGCAAUUUUCUGCAUUCAAAAAACCUUUCGAAUAAGAAAUUAUAGAAUGGAAUGAUUAACUUAAAAUGAUGAGUGAUGUAUUAGAAGAAUGGGCGAAAUGUUAAGGAUAAUGGAUGUAUUUAUAACCGAUUUUCGAUUCUGCAGAUAUUGCUAAAUAAUUACCAGCAGAGACGAAAAAAUUUAGAACUGUGGAUUCUACAUGGAAACAUACAAUAAUGACUGCAAGAAAUAUUUAAAAUGUUCUCAAGGUUUGUACUUAAGAUGGGCUUUUAGAAAGACUUUAAGAGGCAAAUAAAAACUUAGAAAUUAUAUAGAAAGAAUUAAAUAAUUAUUUGGAAAAAAAAAGGGAAGGAUUUGCAAGAUUCUAUUUUCUUUCUAAUGAUGAUUUAUUAGAAAUUCUCUCGUAAACCAAAGAACCCACUGCAGUUUAACCACAUUUAAAGAAGGUGUUUGAAAACAUUCAUGAAGUUGAAUUUGAUGAAAAUAAAAAAAUAAAAGCUAUGAUUUCUUCAGAAAAAGAAAAAGUAUAAUUCGAAGAAGAUGUAGAUCCCAAAAAUAAAAAUGUUGAAAGUUGGAUGAAUGAAUUAGAAAAUAUGAUGUGUAGAUCAGUCAGGUUGUGUCUUUUUAAUUCUGUUUAAGAUUAUCCAACUAAAAAAAGAACCGAAUGGACACUAUGUCAUCCUGGAUAGUGCAUUUUGAAUGGAUCUUAGCUUGUUUGGACCUAAGAAGUUGAAGCUUCUUUUAAAGAAGGUGUAAAAGGAGUAAAAGCUUAUUGGGAUAAGUUAGAUAUUUAUUUAAAAGAUCUAGUAGAAUUAGUUAGAUAGAAAUUAACUAAACAAUAAAUGGUAACCAUUAAUGCACUUAUUGUUAUUGAUGUGCAUGCAAAAGAUGUUGUGGAAAAUUUAUGGAGAAAUAAUGUUGCUGAUAGUGCUUCAUUUGAAUGGAUCUCUUAACUUAGAUAUUAUUGGGAAAAUGAUGAUUGUUAAGUAAAAUGUAUUUAAACUAAAUUUCCUUAUGGAUAUGAAUAUUUAGGAAAUACUCUAAGAUUAGUUAUUACUCCUCUAACAGAUAAAUGUUAUAUGACAUUAAUGGGAGCUUUAAAAUUAAAUUUAGGAGGAGCGCCUGCGGGACCAGCAGGAACAGGAAAAACAGAAUCAGUAAAAGAUUUGGCAAAAGCAUUAGCAAAAUAAUGUGUAGUGUUUAAUUGUUCAGAUAGUAUGGAUUAUAUUAUGGUUGGUAAAUUUUUCAAAGGAUUGGCAAGUGCAGGAGCAUGGUGUUGCUUUGAUGAAUUUAAUAGAAUUAACAUUGAAGUAUUAUCUGUUAUAGCAUAAUAAUUACUUUAAUUAUUUGGAGAAAAAGCUAAAGGAACGCCUUAAAUUGAAUUCGAAGGGUCAAUAAUUAGAAUAAAACCAACAUUUUGUGUUUUUAUAACAAUGAACCCAGGUUAUGCUGGCCGUACAGAACUUCCUGAUAACUUAAAAGCAUUAUUUAGAAAUGUGGCAAUGAUGGUACCAGAUUAUGCAAUGAUUGGUGAAAUUAUGUUAUAUUCAUUUGGAUUUUCAAGAGGUAGAGAAUUGGCAAAAAAAAUGGUUGCAACAUUUAAACUUUCAUCAGAAUAACUUUCCUCAUAAGAUCAUUAUGAUUAUGGAAUGAGGGCUGUUAGAAGUGUUAUCAAUGCUGCAGGCUUAUUAAAAGCUUAAUAUCCAGAUAUGGAUGAAGCUUAGCUAUUAUUAAGAGCUUUAAGAGAUGUAAAUGUUCCGAAAUUCUUAAAGGAUGAUUUACCGCUAUUUGAAAACAUUAUGUUAGAUCUUUUUCCAGGAGUAGAAAAACCAAAAGUCGAGUACGGGAGACUACUCGAAAUGAUAAAUGUAAAAUCAUAAGAUUCUGGAUUAUAACCUGUAGACUCUUUUAUAGCAAAAAUAAUAUAGCUUUAUGAUACUACUUAAGUCCGUCAUGGUUUGAUGAUUGUAGGGCCUACUGGAGGUGGAAAAACUUCAAAUUACAAAGUUUUAUAAGCUGCAAUGUCUGAAUUACAAAACGAAGGUUACUUUAAAGUAAACACUCACAUUCUUAAUCCCAAAAGUAUAAACAUGGGAUAACUUUAUGGAUAAUUUAAUGAAUAAACAAGAGAGUGGACUGAUGGUAUCCUUGCUUAUAGAGUAAGAGAAUGUUGCAGAGAUUAAUCAACAGAAAAACACUGGAUUAUGUUUGAUGGACCUGUAGAUGCUAUUUGGAUCGAAAGUAUGAAUACUGUACUUGAUGAUAAUAAAAAGCUAUGUCUUAAUUCAGGAUAGAUUCUUACUUUAACUUCGCAUAUGACUAUGAUGUUUGAAGUUGAAGAUUUGCUAGUUGCAUCGCCUGCAACAGUUAGUAGAUGUGGUAUGAUUUAUAUGGAACCAGAAAGUCUAGGAAUUCAACCUUUAGUUGAUAGCUGGAUGUAAAGUCUCCCGAAAAAUAUAGCAAGUUAUGGAAGCAUAAAAAAGAAUUUAUAAUAUAUGUUUUAAGAGUAUGCAAAAGAUAGUUUAUAAUUUUUAAGAAAAUAAGUAAGAGAACCAUUAACUUUGAAGAAACUGAAGUAAGAAGGGUUCCUGAAGAAGAGUUAGCAGAAUUGGAAAAAAACAUUAAUCCAAUUUUCAUUUUUGCAUUAAUCUGGUCAUUAGGAUGUACAGGAGAUUAUAAUGGAAGAAUUAAAUUUAAUUAAUUUUUAAGAUAAUAAAUAUAAGAUAAAUAAACUGAAAAUGUUAUAAUCCCUGAUGAUGAUACUAUAUACGAUUAUGAAUUUGAUAUUCUUUCUAAAUAGUUUGUUAAAUGGAGUACUAGAAACAAAGACUUUUAAAUUGAUGCUAAGUUGGCUUAUCAUGAAAUUAUGA
Ichthyophthirius multifiliis is the source of this 6024-nucleotide messenger RNA. RefSeq lists its product as hypothetical. The record is from RefSeq and is a predicted model, not a curated record. Gene Ontology annotation, cellular component: dynein complex. Gene Ontology annotation, molecular function: ATP binding; dynein intermediate chain binding; minus-end-directed microtubule motor activity. Lineage: Eukaryota; Ciliophora; Oligohymenophorea; Hymenostomatida. The transcript is spliced from 5 exons. Gene Ontology annotation, biological process: microtubule-based movement.